CUCAGUCCCUUCCCCUUCCCCACCCCGCCCCGCCGGGAGAAGGCCCAACGUAGCCGCUCUGCCCGCUCGGCCGGCCGCCCUCGGCCAGCCGCCCCCAACGGCCGGCCGCGCGCGGCGCCGGGGCCCCUUGGCUCCUCCCCUCGGGCCCCUCCGCGCGCCCGGCGUGCCUUGCUCGCCGCCACCGGCCCUGCUGCACCUCACGGGCGCGCCGGGGGGCCGGCCCGCCAUGCCCCAGCCCCACGGGCCUAGGCGCGGCGGCCCGAGAUAGGGUCCCCUGAGCUCCCGGGGGAGGAGAGGGAGGGAGCCCGCGCUCCGCCCCCUGCCCCCGGGGUGUCGCCGCCGCCGCCGCCGCCGCCGCCUCGCCGGCUCAGCCUGGCGGGGAGGAGGAGCAGCAGGCCUCCGGGCCCGCAGGACAUUUCUGAUUCAUUUGCAUCCUUGAAGAGCAUCUGUAGAAGAGGAAGGAGAAGAUGGGUGUGAAAACAUUUACUCAUAGUUCCUCUUCCCACAGCCAGGAAAUGCUUGGAAAGCUAAAUAUGCUGCGAAAUGAUGGACACUUUUGUGAUGUCACUAUUCGUGUCCAGGACAAAAUCUUCCGGGCACAUAAGGUGGUACUAGCAGCUUGCAGUGAUUUCUUUCGCACCAAACUUGUGGGCCAAGCAGAGGAUGAGAACAAGAAUGUUUUGGAUCUACAUCAUGUCACAGUGACUGGCUUUAUACCCCUUUUAGAAUAUGCUUAUACAGCCACUCUGUCAAUUAACACAGAAAAUAUUAUUGAUGUUUUAGCCGCAGCCAGCUAUAUGCAAAUGUUUAGUGUUGCUAGUACCUGUUCCGAGUUCAUGAAAUCAAGCAUUUUAUGGAAUACUCCCAAUAGCCAACCAGAAAAGAGUCUAGAUGCUGGACAAGAAAAUAAUUCUAACUGCAAUUUUACUUCUCGAGAUGGAAGCAUUUCUCCUGUGUCUUCAGAGUGCAGUGUGGUAGAAAGAACCAUUCCUGUCUGCCGAGAAUCCCGGAGAAAGCGCAAAAGCUAUAUUGUUAUGUCUCCUGAAAGUCCUGUAAAGUGUAGCACACAAACAAGUUCGCCGCAGGUACUGAAUUCUGCAGCUUCCUACUCAGAAAACAGAAACCAACCAGUUGACUCUUCUUUAGCUUUUCCCUGGACUUUUCCUUUUGGAAUUGAUCGAAGGAUUCAGCCUGAGAAAGUUAAGCAGGCAGAAAACACCCGAACUUUAGAAUUACCUGGCCCAUCCGAGGCAGGUAGAAGAAUGACUGAUUAUGUGACUUGUGAGAGCACAAAAGCCACCUUGCCUUUGGGUGCUGAAGAAGAUGUCCAGGUCAAAGUAGAGAGGUUAAGUGACGAGGAGGUUCACGAGGAAGUAUCCCAGCCUGUCAGUGCAUCUCAGAGCUCGCUGAGCGAUCAGCAGACAGUGCCAGGAAGUGAGCAAGUCCAAGAGGACCUUCUGAUUAGUCCACAGUCUUCCUCUAUAGGCUCUGUAGAUGAAGGUGUUACUGAAGGAUUACCAACACUCCAGAGCACUUCUAGCACAAAUGCCCACGUGGAUGACGACGAUCGAUUGGAAAAUGUUCAGUAUCCCUACCAACUCUACAUUGCUCCUUCUACCAGCAGUACAGAACGACCAAGUCCAAAUGGUCCAGACAGACCUUUUCAGUGUCCAACCUGUGGGGUGCGAUUCACCCGUAUUCAGAACCUAAAACAGCACAUGCUCAUCCACUCAGGAAUUAAACCAUUUCAGUGUGACCGCUGUGGGAAAAAGUUCACCAGGGCUUACUCGCUAAAGAUGCACCGCCUAAAGCAUGAAGGUAAACGCUGUUUCCGGUGCCAGAUAUGUAGUGCCACUUUCACUUCCUUCGGGGAAUAUAAACACCACAUGAGGGUUUCCCGGCACAUUAUCCGCAAGCCUCGGAUUUACGAGUGCAAAACAUGUGGCGCCAUGUUCACCAACUCUGGGAAUUUAAUCGUGCACCUGAGGAGUCUGAACCAUGAAGCAUCAGAGCUAGCAAACUACUUCCAGAGCAGUGAUUUCCUAGUACCGGACUACUUAAACCAGGAGCAAGAAGAAACCCUUGUUCAGUAUGAUCUUGGAGACCACGGUUUUGAAAGCAACUCCUCUGUUCAAAUGCCUGUAAUUUCACAGGUCUCCUCCACCCAGAACUGCGAAAGCACUUUUCCCUUGGGGUCUCUCGAUGGGCUGGCAGAAAAGGAGGAAGAAGUGCCAGAGCAGCCAAUGACCAGUACUUGUUCUGAGGCAACCAGAGAUGACCCCCCAAAAUCAGAGCUGUCUUCUAUAACUAUUGAAUAAUUUUGUGAUUUGGCUUCAUUUUUUGGUUUUUGGAAAGUGCCUGUGCUUGGUCUUGUACAUUUAAUUUAAUUUUUUCAACAAAAAUAGAAUUUGGGAAGAAUUUCCCUUUUUACUUUGUAAACCCUACAACUGAUAUUUUUCAUAACUAAGAGAUUGUUUCUGUAAGUACACUAUAACAUAAUGUUGGAAUACGGUAGAAACUAUGAUACUUAAGAAAAAGCGGUUGACUUUACAACAUAUACCACUGUCUUUUUCCAUUGUUAGAAGUAGGGUAAUGAUAGACCAUUAUUUAAAGGAAAAUGAGAUGAUGAUUAACCUUCUGAGGUGAAAGGGUAUAUGAGAAACAAAUUACUGAACUGACAAAUGGCCUGAGUAGAUGUUUACUCCUACACACAGGAUGCUGCACAAUAUUUUGUAAAGCCUGAUGAUUUAGAAGUAUUUAUGGUAAGAUGUCUUUAAAAUUAUUAGGGUAAAUACUUCUGAAAUCCAGCAUACUCUUUUGUUAAAUCUUUGUCAUUUCUGUUGUAUUUUUUAUGGUGAAAGGUUGGUAAUAGGAUAGCUAAGGCAUUCCUUACACUCUUACAGUGUCACUCAAAUGGCAGAGAACCAUGCCUGAGCGUAGUCAAGCUGUGGAUGAAGUGGCCAGGACUGGAGGGUGAAGUAGGUAAAGCCCAGCUUCACAGGAACUAUUCUAUUUCUGCUUUGCUGACUAAAACUAAUACUCUUCUGGUGUUUGAAUGUUAUUGCCUGACUAAAUGGAUCACCAUCCAAAUCAGUUUUCCCCUUGCCCCAUCAUCAAUACUUUCCCUUACUAUACUGACUUGCUACCAUAUAAAGUAAAAAUAUUGGAGAUAUUCUAUAUUUUAUAUAUAGGCUUAUGUAUUGGCAGGGAUGUUUUUAAUGCAUUUUUUGAACAAGAUGAUUCUCUGUUGAGGCUACAUUCUUAACUAAGAUUGUUUACAAAAUCCCAUAUGACCGUGACAUAUUCUCCUUGUUCCAAAAUAUUUUUAGACAUUGCCAAGUUUGUUAAAAGCAGUUAUUAUAGUUUUUACAGAAUGUAAGCAAUAAUGUAAAAGAUAAGAAAAAGCUAUAAAAUGAAUAUCUAUGACUCAUCAUUCUGGG
Ochotona princeps (American pika) is the source of this 3440-nucleotide messenger RNA. RefSeq names its product zinc finger and BTB domain containing 44 (gene ZBTB44). NCBI's taxonomy places the organism in Eukaryota, Metazoa, Chordata, Mammalia, Lagomorpha, Ochotonidae. Gene Ontology annotation, molecular function: protein binding. The coding region runs from base 468 to 2318 and encodes 616 amino acids. The record is from RefSeq and is a predicted model, not a curated record. The transcript has 6 exons.